CAGAUUUUAAGAAAAUUAUCGAAAUUUACGUUUGCAAUGGAUGAGAAUUUGGAGGUACAGAGCGAACUGGAAAGGGACACCAUCCCGAUCAAAAUCGGCAUAAUUGGAGAGGCCAAUCUGGACAAGCCCAUCUAUUUGGCAGAGCGCAUGGAGUAUGCUGUGUGCACGCCAUUUGGAAAACCAUCAGAUGUGAUCAUCGACGGGCAGAUAGAAGGCGUGAAUGUCCUCCUGUCGCGAAAUGGCCGAAACCACGACAUCAUGCCGAGUAACAUUAACUACAGGGCCAAUGUGUGGGCCAUGCGUAAGAUGGGCUGCACCCACAUCCUGGUGACCAACACGUUCAGCUCCCUGAGGGACAACUUCCAGCCAGGUCAUUUGGUGGUGCCCGACGAUGUGAUCGAUUAUACGACGCGGCGGGCUCAGACCUUCUACGACGGAGCUGUGGGCAGUCCUUUGGGAGUCUGCCAUGUGCCCAUGAAUCCCACCUUUUGCGAACGCACCAGACAGCACCUCCUGAAUGCCGCCAAGGAGCUGGACUUCCCCACUCGAUCCAGUGGCACUGUCCUCACCCUCGAAGGACCUCGCUACUCAACCGUUGCCGAGAACAAUAUGUUCCGUAAGUGGGGCGCCGACUUGCUGAGCAUGACUCUGUGUCCCGAGGCCGUUUUGGCCAAGGAGGCCGGCAUCCCGUACGCCUCCUUGGGCCUGGUCACCAACAUGGAGUGCUGGUGCGCCCAGCAGCCGAAUGCCACCACCCACGAAAUAAUUUACAUCUUCAAGAAGCAGGCUGAAAACCUCCAAAAGGUCUUGACCACUGCUAUUAAAAAUAUGGCUGCAGAGGAUUGGGCUGAGGAUAUCUUAAAGGCAAAGAUACUGGUGUGCAGUAACUUUGCUAAUAGUAAAUAAUGUAAGCCAGUGUUAAAAAUCUUGUUUUAAAAUUAAAAUUUGAUAGGUACGUAC
Drosophila suzukii is the source of this 960-nucleotide messenger RNA. RefSeq names its product purine nucleoside phosphorylase. Lineage: Eukaryota; Metazoa; Arthropoda; Insecta; Diptera; Drosophilidae. The record is from RefSeq and is a predicted model, not a curated record. Gene Ontology annotation, biological process: nucleoside metabolic process. Gene Ontology annotation, molecular function: S-methyl-5-thioadenosine phosphorylase activity. Gene Ontology annotation, cellular component: cytosol.